Molecule: messenger RNA, 663 nt
Organism: Fonsecaea multimorphosa CBS 102226
Lineage: Eukaryota; Fungi; Ascomycota; Eurotiomycetes; Chaetothyriales; Herpotrichiellaceae
Exons: 2
Coding region: 1-663 (220 amino acids)
Source: RefSeq, a predicted model, not a curated record
AUGAGCAUAGCGAUCGGAAGUCGGGUGGUAUGGCGAGCACCGCAACUACUUGUUCAGCUUCGGUCUGUCUCGACAUUGAGCAAUAACCCUCACAUUUAUGCCUUCAAGGACCCUCAAAACCCCUCCUCCCACAUCCUGUCCCUCCUCUCUACGGACCCUCCCACGCAUUCAUUAGCCGUUGGCACCACGACGCAACUCCCACCGACGCCUCGAUCCUUUACCGAAAACCCCAAAUUUCUCCCAAUCCUUCACGCUGUAAUCGGCGAGAAUGCCUCCUCCGAUCCCGAGGUCCAAUCCCAAGCCGCCGUAAUGAUAUCGUCAUCCGGCUCCUCGUUGAUGCAGACCGCCCGGCGCCAACAGACAGGCUCGUCAGGUGCCAGCGACCAGGGCGGCCAUGGCAGCGCUGGCAGGGGAGGCUGGGUACACGUCUCUGACCAACGACACAUACCAGACUUUGGGCGCAUCGCAGAGCCAGAGGAUAUCUUUGGCAGUGUGGAAGUCGACGGCCAUGGAAAAUUUGUCGACGGCCAUGGAAGAUACCAGCCCAGUGGGACGUAUCGUAUAUGCACGAACGACGGGAUCCUUGGCUUGACGGACUUUAUGAGGCGGAAGUUGGUCGAGAGGCUUAAGGUGCAAGAGGCGGCGGAGAGACACAAGCAGUGA